AUGUCGGAUAAAAUAGACCUCGAUAAUCCAUCCACGCGCGAUCCACGUCUAGCCAGUCGACUAGCCAGAUUCAAUAUACUCCCGCCGAUUAAAAAACCGUCCUUGGAAAAACAAAGCUCGCUCUCGCUUGGAUCACCUAGCACACCCAAACCCGCCGUUUUACCUCCGCCGAACGAACCUCCCAAGCCGGUCGAGGAGCAGGAUAAUUGUCGUGAUGGAUUGUUUAUUCAGUCAAUCUCAGAGCUGGUGCAAGCCGCCGUUGCUACGGCCGUCAGCAGGUCAGAGAAAGAAAGAUUGCAGAAGAAGAAAGAGAUGACGGAAGGUCUAUUGAAAAAGGCAAAGGCCCAUACGAACUUUCCUUCAACUGCGGCUUUCUUUCAGCAGACCAGCAAUGAUGAGAGUGACGACAUGACUCGGAUGGACGAUACCAUAAAGCAGCAUUUGUCGAAUUGCAGCCGAAUAGAAAGGGAUCUGGUGACUAAAUGGGGACUUUUAUCACCAAAUGGCCCCAGCUCUUCUGCAUCGGAAGAGACGAUAAAGAAACUGCAGAGGGAACUUCAAACAUUCAGAGAAGAGGCCGCUAAUACAAAAACUGAACUUGCUAGGCUCGCUGAUAGCAGUCCGACACGAACUGGGCCCAUCGAAAUUCUCCAAGAUAGGGUUAAUCUUUUGGAAAAAACCAUGGGAAAUCAAACCUCACUUCUAUCCGAACAGGCUAAGACUGUCAAGGCUAAUAAUGAACGCUUAACGUCGCUGAGCUCGGAAAUGAAGAAGGGAGCAGUAUCAUUGCCAAUACAAGAAGCACCGUCUACGCAAUUCGAAAACGACAUUGGAGAGUUAAAGCGGAAACACACAGAGGCGGAGGGGACAAUGAAGGCACUUGUCGAGUGCCAAGAAGCGCUUUCAAAGUCGAUCCACCAAAUAAAUGGAGAUAUCGAAGAACAACGGAGAGAAUUGAACGAUAUCAGCGCUGGUUCUAUAAAUGCAAUGAAGGCGAGAAUGGACAGCUUUUCCAAUCAUUUGAGCUCAUUGGCAGGUAAAGUGGUAACAGAAAGCCCGACUGCUCAGCCGAUGAACGGAGAUGUUGAUUUCACGGGUGCCAUCAAGGACAUGGAACUGAGGUUGCAAAAGCUGGAAGGAGAUCAGGCUACACCUCAAACCAACAAGGACCAGAUAAAUCAGAGUAUACGAGCAUUAGAUGGUCGGAUAGACGAACUAUCGCAUCUGCAGUUCAUGAAAGAUGACUUUCAGUUCUCUGAGAUGGAAGAAAUCAAGAAGAUAUUGGCGCAACAGAGCGAGGAGUUCAAGGGAUUUAGGGAUGGCUACGGUCAGGUGUCGGCAGAGAUCAAGGCUAUGGCGCAAAGCAAUCCAGCGGCAGCUUUGCGACAAAUCCAAGACCUUUCUGGGUCGCUAUCAGUCACACAGCGUGUGCUGGAGAGUGUGAAGGUCGGGUUGCAUUCUUUGGAAACGCGUUAUAAUAAUAUCUCAACAGAGCCUAUCGUCAAGAACAUGGUGGCCGCUAUGCAAGAAAUGUACCCAUCGGCAUCCCAGUUGACGGAGCAGGUGACAGCACUCAGAAACAGCCUCGAUAAAGAUAUCCUGCCGCUCAAAUCGAAGGUAGAGCAAUUGUUCAAGUCGCAUUCUUCGCAUGUCGCGCAACUGCAGAAGGAUACAGCCGUGCAAUUGGAGGAAAGGAAUCGAUUAAAAACUGAACACGCUCGUAUGGAGCAAUCGGUUGCUGGCCUAUCGGAGCAAAUUAAGUCCCAGACCUCGAUGCCAACUCAGCUGCAGUUUAAUCAGCUGCAGUCAAAGGUCGAUUCUCUUUCGAAGAAAAUGAACGAACAGACAUCCAACAUCGGCGAGCAAUUGAGAUCGAAACAGUUGUCGAACGAAUCCCUAGUAGAGAGCUUGAAUUAUGAGCGCGAGCAAUUCAACGAGGAGUUCCAGCGACUGUCUAGCGGGCUCAAGGGCAUGUCGAGCAAGCUUUCUCAACUACAAUCCACAAACACAACCAACAUGGAAACAACAAAAUCCCACGCGAGUGACAUUGGUUCCUUGCUAGAUCGCAUGAGGCACUUGGAAGAAUCUGCGUCGAACAAUCAUGAACAACUACUCGAACAAUUUGAUAAUAUAAAGAAAGCCGUGGAGAACCAGGAAGGCAUGUUAAUGGACGGACAAGCAGCUGAAGAGCCACAAUCACCACCACAAAAAGUUGAGGGUGAUGAAGAACCCGAACCCGAGGUCCCUGAGGAGCCCACCAAGAGCCCGGCCAAUGGAGAUAGCACUACUAUCAAUCAAAUGGCCGAAGCUAAACUUGCGCUCGCUCUACGAGAGAAGAAGAGAAAGAAGAAGCGCCCGCGUCUUUCGACAAAUGCUUCAGAUGAUGAAAGACCGGAACCGCAUUCGGAGUCCAAUUCACCACGAAUACUCACUCCUGGACGCGACGGGACGCCGUCUAUAGACACGAAAAAGAAAACCAAGAAAAAGAAGAAGAGAAAGCUCAUCCGAGAUACGGAACCCAUUACGCUAGACUAA
Molecule: messenger RNA, 2535 nt
Organism: Aspergillus ruber CBS 135680
Lineage: Eukaryota; Fungi; Ascomycota; Eurotiomycetes; Eurotiales; Aspergillaceae
Exons: 1
Coding region: 1-2535 (844 amino acids)
Source: RefSeq, a predicted model, not a curated record